Athene cunicularia (burrowing owl) is the source of this 4618-nucleotide messenger RNA. It is a transcript of the gene IQCB1, whose product is annotated as IQ motif containing B1. Gene Ontology annotation, biological process: cilium assembly. The record is from RefSeq and is a predicted model, not a curated record. The coding region runs from base 311 to 2137 and encodes 608 amino acids. NCBI's taxonomy places the organism in Eukaryota, Metazoa, Chordata, Aves, Strigiformes, Strigidae. The transcript has 13 exons. Gene Ontology annotation, molecular function: calmodulin binding. Gene Ontology annotation, cellular component: cilium.
CGUGGGGCCUCUUUCGGGCUGCCCCGCUGGAGCCCUGCGCUGCCGGCAGAGCCAGUCCCGCUGCCCGCGGCCUCGAGAGGCGACGGGAGGGAAGGCGGGAGGGUGGAGGGAGCUUCCUCCAUGUUUGUUUCCUUUCUCAGGGGGAGACCUGCAGGCCGAGGCGCAGAGCGGAGCGUCAGCUUCCAGCUGCUGGUGCGGGAGCUGGAGGUUUGAUGGAAGUAGUGGCUGAAGGACGCCGCGCCUGCACCGAAACCAUUAAAAAGGGAAAGAGGCUUGAAUCGAUGGUAUUGCGGGUCUCUCUCUGUUUCCCAUGGCCAACGCGCCCAGCGCGAGGCUGGCGGCAGCGGACCCCCGGGUGCUGGCCUUAGCUGCUGAGGUCACUGAGAGCAGAGAACAGGACAUCCCCCUGCUACUUCUGAAGCUAAAGGGAAUUUUAAAUAGUGCUUCCCUGGGAUGUGAAGAAUCAAAAAAAAUUAAACAAGACAUAUAUGAUUAUGAUCUUACUCAGUACUGCAUGCUGGUCCUUAGACAAGACCACUCUCGACUGCGUGGAGGCUGGGCUACUGCUGCCCAGCUAGCAGAGGUACUAAGUCUUUGUUGUGUAGGACUAGAGGUGAAAGAAGAUCCUGAGGAAUUUUACAAGAAUUUUCUUCCUUCAGCUGUAGACAACCUGCUGUUUUUGGCAAGACGCUUGCAAGCACGAUUUAUCCGAGCAAUCAAGGAUGAAGAUAAACAACAUUUUUUACGCUGGUUCCAAACAGUAACUGAUGCCAUCUGCUGGCUGUUUGGUGGGCAUAUUCAGCUAGCAGCAUGCGGUAAGGGAAAAUUCCCGCAGUUGUUAAUAACAGAUGAUGUUGAAACAGCAAUUAUAAUGAUGUCUGUUUUACACAAUAUUGUGAGGGUCAAUAGUUCUGUCUUGCUUCAGGUUGAUGAAGAGACUCUUCACUCUGUUUUGGAUGAACUCGUUUAUAAGCUCUCAUCUACCAGCAAUCCUGUCAUAGGAAAUGCUGCUGCAAAACUGCUAUUGUUGGUAGCAAAAUUUUGCAAGCAGCUUGGGAAGUUGCUCACUGCUCGCUACAAAGGGUUAAAAGGGCUUUUAAGCAAACAGUGGGCUGGCAAAGGAUUUGACAGGGAUCUCAGUCAACUCUUGGACUUGCUGUACUUGGAACAAUCCACUGGAAAAGGAGAAAUGCAGGUGCUGAAGUUUAAUGAGACUUCUAGGCAGCAUCAAGCAGCCUGUAUAAUCCAGGCUGUGUGGAGGGGAUUUCAGACGAGGAAAAGGCUGAAAAAACUACCUCAAGCAGUGACUGCGUUACAGAGAAGCUUCAGAGCUAAACGGGAACAGGAGCUGCAGCAUUUAAAAAAACAGAAAGAAGAUGAGGCUCUAAAACUGCAAAUGCAACUUCGGAGACAGAGGGCUAUGAGACUCUUCCAUGAACGGCAGCUGGCCUCGCUGGAAAUAAUCCAUGCCAGUCAAGUAAGUAAGUACAUGGAGGAAAUGGAAGGGAGAUCAGCAUUAACUAUCCAGAGAUUCUGGCGAGGGUAUAGAGCAAGAAGGAGUUUUCACCAACAGAGACAAUCUCUUAAGGAGUAUAAAGCAGCUGUCAUCAUUCAGAGAGCAGCUUGUAAAUUCUUGGAAAAACGAAGAAGGAGGAGACCUCUCUCUCCUUGGAAAGAUCCCAAGGGACUGACUGAUGAGCAGAGGCUAGCUUUGCAGCAGAAGGUGGAUGACUACAUCAAAUUGCAUCCGGCUUCCGAAAUGUCAGAAGAAAUGAGUAAAGAAUUACAUAUGCAGGCCCAGGAAAAACUGGCACAGUUCCUGUUGAGGAGCAGACUGGAUCAGAGAGCAGCGCAAAGGAGAGAGACGUUACUGGCUCAGGUCAACACUGAUGUGGAGCUGCUAAUGAAUGCUCCAGGGUUAGCAGAGACCACAGAAAAAGAUCUUGAUGUCUUUAUGAGUCGAUCAGUCCCUGUAGCUACCAAGGCAAGACAAUCCCACCACACUAUGCUGAAAUCUUCUCGCUGGCCAUGGUGGAAGAAGCUUGGAGAUGAGUUUAUGGAGGAUGAUGUCAUUCCUGAUGAUGCCCUCAAUGCAGAACUGGGAACUCUAUUUGUUGGUGGAAGGAAAUCCUUUUAGGUAACAGGCAGAAGAAUUUCUUACUUGGACUCAUACCUUGAACCAUGCAUUCUCUUGCAUGUGUUUUUAAGGAAGUAAAACACUUGACUUGUAAGAAAAAGCACUGAAAAAGACCAAAGUCUUAUUUUAGUGCAUUUUACUUAAUAAUAUUUUCUGUACAUCAACAGUUAGAUCCUAUUGAUUGUGCUGUUGCAAAUAGGAUUUAAAUACUGUAGUUGUAAAUGAGAAUAUUUUGUAAUUUGUAUCACUUUAAAAGUAAGUUCAUAACUUCUGGAUUUUCAGUUCUUAUUCACGCUCGGAUGUGUAAGACUCACACCCCUGUAAAAGCCUGGGCUUUUAUAGCAAAACUUUUUAUCAGGUGAUGUGCUUUGAGGUAAAGAUGAGUUCAGAACAAACCAAAACACCACUAAGAAGUCAAGCAGGGACUGGGCAGGCUGGGUGCUUAUGGCAGGGUAGAACAGCUCACUCCAGUCAACACAGGCAAAGCUUGGCCUGAGGAACCUCCACCAGCUUCUUGAUUGCAACAAGGGAAAAAUCAAGGGGAGGAAAAAAAUAUCAAUAUUCUUGGAAUACGUGUUUUCCUUUAAAAGCAUGCAGUUCUUUCCACAGCCGAUGCAAUGCGUUGUCACAUGGGCUCAGUCUAAACUGUUAUAUGGGAUUGUAGCCCCAGUGUGACCAUCUGGACCAUCAGCUCUGUUUUCUUAAACUACACAGAUGCUGCUUAAUCCAGAAAGGUCUCCAGCACAGGGCCUCUGCAAUCACUGCAACCCAGUACACAGUCAAAACCUGCAGUCAAGGGCCGAAGGCUGCUGCUUACUGAUGUGCCCAGAAAGCAGGGAGAACGCAAGGCUGCAGCUAGUGCCGUAGAUGCCUGUGCUAUUUUUUAGGUGAGAGGCCCAAAGACUCUUAAGAAUUUGAUCUUGUCUCACUGCAGAGGAGGAACAAGUGCAGUGAUUUCUGCCAGUUGUAUGUGGGCAUCAAUACUAGUUCAGCAUGUUUGUUUGUCUAGAAGGUUUUAAGUUUUAAUUUUAGUGGAGAUGAAUGGAAAACAAAUAAAUAGAAAUAGUGGGCAGAAGCCCAAGCCCAUUCAGAUGCAGCUGAUACAUUGAAAUUAAUAACUGGACAGCUGCCAAGAGGAAGAGCUGUGCUCUAUGUUAUUUUUUUUAACAGAGCUGUGAUUUGGAAGGCAUUGAAUUGGCUCUCAGUUCCUUUCCUGGAGAGUUAACUGGUGGAACAAUCCAUUAAAGUACUUGCCAGGGCACUUGGAUGUGUCUGUUGAGUUACAUAUUAUUCUGCACAGCUCUGCUGUUAGUUUUAGGCCCGUAACAAGGCCGGUGCCCUACAACCACCAGAGCGGAGGGGCUGGGGAGCAGUGACCAAGCACCCGGGGGGAUGGAAGCUACCCCCCAGCAACCACCAAGUUCUGGCACUGGAAGAGGCCCAGUGUCUCUGGAUAGACUGCAGCAAGCCAGCUGCUCCUUGCAGAUACCCAAGUCCUCUGUGUGCAUCAUAGUCCCCUUGGCCAUGCAGCCACUGACCCAAACUAUUUUGAGACAGCAGCCUCUGCUGUUAUGUUUAUUCCUAAUCACCCUCGUUAUAAUAGCUUUGUUCACAAAGGUGCUUUGCUUAAUGUAUUUUAUGGAUAGAGAUGAGCCCCCCUGGCCAGUGUUAAAUAUCAAGUGCCAUUUUAGCAAAAUACCAUUUUAGCAAAAAGCCCUUUAUUGUAAUGGCCUCUGCCACUCACUGCCAUUGGAGUGGAUAAUGAACUCCCCCUUUGGAAUAUGCAGUUUGCUGGAUAAUGGGGGUUUUUAAGUGAACAGAGAGCCUGGUGGGAAGUGCAGUCUUGCUGGAGGAAUUUGAGUUGCUGAGUUGUUUAUUACCAGUUCAUCAGCACAAAUUCUCCCCGUACCACCACUGCCCUGGUAAAUAAAAAUGCCUCUUCUUUCUUUGGUGACAAGCACACAAAGUGAUCUCCCUCAUCUCCAUUUUACAGACCAGGGAAACCAAGGCAAGAGAGCCAUGAGGGAAUGUGCCUAUGGCCAUCUAUAGCACUAUAACCUGUCACUUGUUUCCGUUGCUGUCCCAGGCAGAGCAAGUCAGAAAGGAGCUGCUGCAGCAUGCCAGGGCGGAGCUGGGAAAUGCUCUGGGAUGCCAGCUGCUGUGGCCAGCUUGGAGCCUGGGCCCUCCAAAAGAGACCCCCGAGCUCCCAUGCUGCCCUUCUUUGUUCAUGGGUGGGAGGAAUUUGGCAUGGUUUGACUCAUCCUCCUUUCAGGUUCUCCUGCGCAACAUGCAGGAUAUGCUGGUGAUUUAUUUCACUGCAGCUCCAUCUGGGAUUAAAUACUCCUGCCUGAACAAUGGGGACAGAUGUAGACAGUUGAACAGAAACCACCUCCAGCCUUCUAUCAGGUGAACAGUCCUGUCUGGGUUACAUGAUCACCCAAAAAAAGGCUGUAGGAGAGGCUCUAAACUGAGAUGGGUUCA